GCCCGAGCUGUAGUUUCCACGUGGUAUAUGGUGGUAUAUGGUUGAGCACUUUCUACAGCAGCAGGCCUGGCUUUACGGCAAACAACCUGCUGACACUAUCGUGCAGGGGUGGAGGAAGGCUUGUGCUGCCCCGGGAAUAGAUAUCGUCAUACCCGGCGCUGUGGUGUAGUCAUCUCCGAACUGGUUUGCUUGGGAGCCCAAUAUCCUCUCAUUAGAGACCGGCGACUCCACCGCCCUCAUGGCGUUACCAGCCGGUCUGGAUCCGUAUUUAUCGCCGCCGCCGUCGUCCCAUCUUUCAAAUUUGAGGAUGCAAAACCAGCGCGGCAUAAGGGGCUCCGCCACCAUGUCCCCGUCAUCACCGUCCUCGCCAGGCCAAACUUUGCAAUCAUAAUCGCCGUCAUCGCCGCCAUGGCCUCCUUCAGCGGCCUCUCGACGGAGCUCCUCGUCGCCGUCUUCGGCGCGCUCAACCCGCCCGACCAGGCGCGGCUCAGCAGCGCCUGCCGCCGCCUGCGCGACGUCGGGCUGCACCAAGCCUUCAUUUUCAAGUCGCUGUCGCUGACAUGGGCGAGGACCCACGUGUCCGACUCGGCGCUUCUGGUGGUCCGCAAGUACGGCGCUAUGGUCCGGGAGCUGAUUUUCUUCGUCGACCCCCCCUUUUAUCCCGACGGCGGCGGCGACGGCAGGGACAAGACUGCGCCUCCGUUGCCGGCCAGUUUCGUCGCCCUGCUCACCGGCCGCGACGAGUCGGGCGCCGCUCUGCCGCUGUCGCACCUCGACCGCAUCGUGCUCGAAUUCCCCUCCACCUUCGAGGUAAAACCCAAGGACGGGGGGAAACGUGCAUACGGGCAAGGCAAGUGCCUGUAUUUUGACUGCUACGGCCACGAGGCGCCAGUCAUUCGCAACAAUGCCCUCGUCGACACGGUCAUGGAGGCGCUGGCGAGGCGAGGCGACGCCGCUGCAACGACGAAACCGAUCACGAGCCUCAAACUCGCAAAUUUUCCGCCCCGCGAGUGCCCUUCCCUGUCCACGGACGAGUGGCGGCGCUUCCUGUCCCGAAUGCAAGAUUUCGACUUGUCCUUGUAUGGCGACGGGGUCGAGCCCGAUAAGCUCUUUGUAACCAACAACCAGGUGGCCUACCUGAACCUCAGGGACAGGCUCGGGGACUUGAUACUCAACCGUCUCCCCCAGGCCCGGCGCCUUCGAUUCUACGGAUCGCAAUACGCACCUCUUGGUGCGCACUUUGAGCGGACUGAAGACCUGCCCUGGGAUCCCACGACGGCGCCCUUGCUCCAAGAGCUGGAGCUCGGUUAUAUAUUUGUCGGGAGUGAACUGGCUUCGUUGCUCCAAAAGCCCGGCAAGAAUGCCGCAAGGCGGCCGCUCUCCGUCACCUUGGCCAACGCCGAUGCCCACGGUAGCCCCGAUUGGGAGGACGAGACGGAAUGCAUCACUUGGGCCCGAUUUUUCGACGUGCUCGUGGAGCAAGGGGCGCGCUUUUCCGUCUUUAACGUCACGCCCACGCGGACAGGGUUUGACGACUACGAGGAAAGCGAUUGGCAGACUGUCGAGAACCCGACGCCCACCGAAGACGCUAUCGCUUGCAGGGAAAAGCUCGCCGCGAAUCCCGGAUUGUCCGUUUUCACUUAUGGUCGUGUAACAGACAAGUACGCCGACUGGUGGCCUGAUUUGGAGGAAACCAUGCAGUCAUUCCUCGCGGGCCAUGAUCAGGCUGCCUACGAGCGGUUCAUGGAGGAGGCGGUUAAGAAUCGGCACGAGUAGAAUCCUUAAGUAGCUGGUUGUCCCUUGAAAUGGGGAACGUCGGGGGAACUUGUCUCAAACCUGCGUCUUUCUUUUCUUCUUUGCCUUCUUCCUGCCCUGCAUCGCUUUUUGCCGUAGCUGGCUGGCGACCCGGCUUUUGCUAGCCAGUCCUCCCCUUACUGGUUUGACUAGGGGAGAGCGGACGGGAUCCCGUAUAUUCCAGUGGGUAUGGUCGUAUG
This is a messenger RNA of Gaeumannomyces tritici R3-111a-1, 1994 nucleotides long. RefSeq lists its product as hypothetical. Bases 409 to 1776 code for a protein of 455 amino acids. Gene Ontology annotation, molecular function: protein binding. Lineage: Eukaryota; Fungi; Ascomycota; Sordariomycetes; Magnaporthales; Magnaporthaceae. The record is from RefSeq and is a predicted model, not a curated record. The transcript has a single exon.